GCUUGCACAAAUCAAAACAAUUUAAGCAACUUAACUGAAAUUCCUCUGCCUAAUGCACAAGAUAAAAUUAAAAAAGAUGUUCCUCAAAUUGCUGCUUUAGAAGAUGGUGGAUAUCAAACGGUCAGUCUCGUUCAUGCUGACACUGACCCCCACAAUUAUGUUGUCUAUGUAAUCAAUCAAAAUAAUAACAAUUAUGAAACAUCCAGCAAUAUUAAGGAGAUUACUAAAGUAGACUAUGAUGAUAUAAAUGCAUAUAAUUUCAUUGAUGGGGAAGAUCCUGAUCUACCAAAAAAACAAGAAAUAAAAGAAGAAGAUAACAAAAGUAAAAUAUUUAAGUUAGUUCCUAAAAAGUCAAAAACUACUCAAAUACAUGAAUGUGAUUAUUGUUCUUACUCUACUGGGAAAAGGUAUUUAUUGGCUCGUCAUAUGAAAUCUCAUUCUAAAGAACGUCCAUAUAUAUGUACUAUUUGUGAUCGUGGAUUCAAAACUUUAACUUCUUUGCAAAAUCAUGUUAAUACUCAUACUGGAACAAAACCAUAUAAUUGUCGAAGUUGUCCAAGUAAUUUUACUACAUCAGGAGAACUUGUUAGACAUGUUCGUUAUAAGCAUACUCAUGAAAAACCACAUAAAUGUACAGUAUGUAAUUAUGCUAGUGUAGAAUUGAGCAAAAUGAGAAAUCACAUGAGAUGUCAUACUGGUGAAAGACCAUACCAAUGUCCACAAUGUACUUAUGCAAGUCCAGAUACAUUUAAAUUGAAGCGUCAUUUGCGUAUACACACUGGUGAGAAACCAUAUGAGUGUGAUAUUUGCUUUUCUAAGUUUACCCAAUCCAACAGUUUAAAAACACAUAAGCAAAUACAUACUGGUGAAAAGCCUGUAUUUAAAUGUGACAUUUGUCCUGCCACUUGUGGUCGAAAAACCGAUUUACGUAUUCAUGUACAAAAUCUUCAUACUUCCAACAAACCUAUUAAGUGCAAGCGAUGUGGUGAAGCAUUCCCUGAUCGUUAUCAGUAUAAAGUUCACUGUCUUUCACACAAAGGGGAAAAAUGUUUUAAAUGUGAAUUGUGUUCUUAUGCUUCCACAUUUCAGCGUCAUCUUGAAACUCAUAUGUUAACACAUACAGAUGAAAAACCAUUCCAAUGUGAUCAAUGUGAUCGGUCAUUCAGACAACAACAAUUACUACGCCGCCAUCACAAUUUGCGUCAUAAUCCAGCAUAUAUACGACCUCCUCCACAAGAGAAACCUUAUCACUGUAAUACAUGCAAACAAUCAUUUAGACAUAAAGGAAAUUUACUAAAACAUAUGAAAGUUCAUUUGCAAGAAUCAACUAGAAAGAAUCGAAAGACUGCAUUAAAAAAAAAACUAGAAUAUAUGGAUUUGGCUGAUGAGGAUGAAUCUGAGGACAACACAUUAAUUCCAUCAAGUGGAACUGGAGCUAUAACAGUACAAGGUGAAGAUGGACAGCAAUAUGUUCUACUUGAAGUGAUUCAACUUGGUGGUGAAGAUCAGAUAGAUAACGCAUCUACAAAUGUAUCAAUAAAACAAGUUGAAAAAUCUUCUUCACCAAGUCAAAAAGACCUGUCAGUUUUACAUCCACUGUCUUUAUUAGAUGUGAAAGAAGAAUGUGAUGAUAGCGUUGAAAAUUGUUUCGGCUUUGGUAAUGAAGAUGAUGAUUAAAACAACAAACUGGUGGUUAAAAAUUACUAUAAUUUAAGCGUACAAUUUUAACUCAAA
Molecule: messenger RNA, 1734 nt
Organism: Acyrthosiphon pisum (pea aphid)
Lineage: Eukaryota; Metazoa; Arthropoda; Insecta; Hemiptera; Aphididae
Product: transcriptional repressor CTCFL-like
Exons: 11
Coding region: 427-1677 (416 amino acids)
Biological process (GO): regulation of transcription by RNA polymerase II
Molecular function (GO): DNA-binding transcription factor activity, RNA polymerase II-specific; RNA polymerase II cis-regulatory region sequence-specific DNA binding
Source: RefSeq, a predicted model, not a curated record